GAACAUAUUAAAAUGCAAAGUUCGCCAUCUGAAGAGUACUUUGCAAAAAGCAGACGCAUGGAUUAAUUCUACAGGCGCUGGAGUUGAGGAUGAUGACAAUACAAUUACUGUAAAAGACAAGGUGGUUAAAAUAUGUCCACAUUACGAACAGCUUGUCGACAUUUUUUCACCUUCAAAGGAAAUUGAAUUUGUUGUAAUGGACACAUCGAACUCAUUGGACUGUACUCUUGAUGCAAUUGAUUUGGAAGAAGAUAGUGUUAUAUUGGAUGGUGAACUAUCAGCAUCAUCAGAAACUAUCUCCUUUGAAAACAAGGUUAAGCGUACAGCACGUCCUACUUGCAUUGAUAAGCUUAAAGAUAUGGAGAGUGACCGGGUCAAAUUUCGGAAAGAGCAAUUAAGUUUAGAAAUUGAAAAAUUCGAGUGGACAAAAGAAAUGGAAAAACAAAAAUUAGAAUUGGAAAGGCAGAAAGUUGAGAAUGAGUUCAAACUCAAGAAAUUAGAGUUAGAACAAAAAGAAAGA
This is a messenger RNA of Teleopsis dalmanni, 520 nucleotides long. RefSeq names its product kinesin-related protein 12-like. The annotation marks the transcript as partial. The transcript has 2 exons. The record is from RefSeq and is a predicted model, not a curated record. Lineage: Eukaryota; Metazoa; Arthropoda; Insecta; Diptera; Diopsidae.